AUGAGGGAGGAGGAUGGUCUCAAGGAUCUUGCAGCAGCUGAAGAUGCAGAUACAGAAAAGCCGGAGUCCUGCAUUUUCUGCAAGAUAACUUCCAGGUGGAUGUUCAUCUUCCCGGGAACUUGUCAAACUUUCAUCCGGCAGAUGAUGGAGUCUCUCAAGGCAAACAAUCGAUCAAACAAGAGCUGCAGUAAUUCCGAACUGGACAAUGUAGUCAGUGAUGCAAGGAAACUUAUCAAGAAGCCCGAUUCAAACAAGCAUGUAUCUACACGCGCUGAGAGGUCUGCAUACAAUGUACUAAAGCAGUAUGGAUCUGUCUUCUUAAAAGGAAAGUCAGGCUCAGGGAAAUCUACACUUGGUCGAAAGAUUUUAGCAAACGUAUCAAAAGAAAAAGACCGCUUGCCAAUCGUGCUUUCAUCAUGCAAUGAAUGGAAUCUGAUUCCUAAGGUAAAUCACGAGAACCACCAGGGGGGUGAAAGUACUGAACAGAAAAAGUAUGUGGUGUUAAUCGAUGAUAUAUUUGGAUCAAGUAAUCUGGUUGAAUCAGAUGUGAAUAAUUGGGUCAAGUUGUUUGACCGACUUUGGCUAAAUGUGGAAUCAGGUCAUGUAUGGCUUGUCAUUACCUCAAGAUCUGAAAUAUGUUCACAGUGUGAUGCCAAGAUCAGUAAGUACAAACUCAUAAAAACUAUUCAGUGCAUAGUUCUAGAUGAAGGAGAAUAUGUUUUCACACCAAAAGAAAAACUUAAAAUGAUAGAAAAGAUAUGUGGAGAAAAAUUCUUUUCUCAUCAAGAACGUCAUGACAUUGUUAGAAUGCCCACUGUCCUCGGUUUUCCCCAGUGUUGUACAUUCUUUGCAUCAAGCAAGGAAGCACAAUCAAAAGGCAUGGAAUUCUUCAAAAGGCCACAGGAGUUCGUUUCUGAGGAAAUAGCGAGAAUGCAGGAAUGUGAUGGAAUUGGUCACCUUGUCCUCCUUCUCACAUUGAUGAAAGAUGGUACCCUCAGCUCAGAUCAUCUGAAACUCUCUACCUAUAAACAAGAACUUGAGUCCACGGUUGAGUAUCUUAAAGAAUGUUGCAACAUUUCCACAGUUGUCACAGUGACAAACAUUAAAUCAAAGAUAGAGGAUUUCUGUAAAGUGUAUUUAGUGAAAACGGGAAAAGUAUACCAGUUCCAGCAUCAAUCUAUACAUGACGUUGUAUUUAUCAAUAUUUCAAAACGGGAACCUGAAAUUGCUAUACACAAUUGCCCACCAAAGAUGCUGGUGGAAUUGAUGCAUACACAGCAUAUGAACAAGGAUGACUUGGCUGUUAUCCUACCCAGAGACAAUUUCCCUAUAUUAGCUGACAAGAUCACAGAUCUUCUUUUGUCAGAAAGUUACAGUGUCAUACUUGAUCAUCCUUCUUUACGUCAUGAGGAAUUUGUGGAGUUUCUGGUAGAACGUUGGCGGGAAAAUAAAAAGUUAACUAAAGUUAUACAGAAAAAGCACGAGGUGAAAUGUGUUAAGAUGGACGUUCCCUCUUCUGAAGGAGAUGAUUUGCAUUCAAGUUUUGGUUUUUAUCAUAAUUCACUUACCCUUUUCACCUAUACUUCCCUUAUCUCUGAUGUAAUUUUACAGAAGUUGACGUUUCUCCUGAAGAAAAUACUGUCUGACGUGUUCCAUCAAGUUGAUACAAUUGAAUUGCUGGGACCUGCUCUGUAUAUCCAGGAUAACCAGCUAGUGCGAAAGCUGCCAGACAAGUGUACAACACAUCCGUCUGAUUGCUUCCUGGCACUGUGUGUUUCUCCGGCUAUUGAUCAAGAUAUCAAGACACAUCUGACACAGAAUACUACGGAGAUACCUCAGCCGUACGAUGUACUCCUAGUCACUGUGUUAGUUGGAAAUAAGUACUUAGUGAAACAUAUACUACAAUAUCUUAGAAAUGACAAGGAUAUUGUAUCAAGGUGUCAGGAAAUAUUAAAGCUGUCAUUGCUUCAUAAGAGGUGUAACUGUUCAAGCAAUUUUUCUAAUACUUGUCAAGACUCUACCAUCAUGUGUGACAUCUUACACAUGUUGAUAUAUUUGAUACCUGCCAACUGCCCUCUUCAAAAUAUCACAGAUGGAAAAGGUAAUACACUUCUACAUCUGGCAGUUCAGGCAGGAAAUCUUCACUACACUAACAUGUUUUUAAAUGAACAAAAAGGUCAACAUCUGCCAUUAGAUCCACAGUGCGUACACAGGUUGAAUAGAAGUGGAAGUACUCCGCUCCAUCUAGCCGCAGAGAAUGAAAGAAGUGAAACAGUGGAACUACUUUUAGACAAGGGAGCUUGUGUAUCCACACAAAACAAAAAUGGUGAUACUCCUCUACACAUAUCAGCAUUGCGUGGAAAUAGUGAGACAGUAAAACUACUUCUGGACAGGGGGGCAGAUGUAUCUACACAAAACAAAGAUGAGGCUACUCCUCUUUAUCUAGCAGCAUCGCGGGGACAAGUUGAGACGGUAAAACUACUUCUAGACAAGGGGGCUGAAGUAUCAACACACAAUAAUGAUGGUGAUACUCCCCUACACCUAGCAGCACAGUGGGGACAUGGUGAGACAGUGACACUACUUCUUGACAAGGGGGCUGAAGUAUCAACACACAACAAAGAUGGUGAUACUCCUCUACAUGUAGCAGCACAGCAGGGACAUGAUGAGACAGUAAACCAACUUCUAGACAAGGUGGCUGAAGUAUCAACACACAAUAAUGAUGGUGAUACUUCCCUACACCUAGCAGCACAGUGGGGACAUGAUGAGACAGUGCAACUACUUCUUGACAAGAAAGCUGAUGCAUCUACACAAAACAAAGAUGGUGAUACUCCUCUACACCUAGCCGCAGUUUGGGGAAAUAGUGAGACAGUAAAACAACUUGUCGACAGGGGGUCAGAUGUAUAUAAACAAAACAAAGAUGGUGAUACUCCUCUUCACCUAGCAGCACAUUGGGGUCAUAGUGAGACAGUAAAACUACUUCCAAACACGGGGGCUGGUGUACCUACACAAAACAAAGAUGGUGAUACUCCUCUACACCUCGCAGCAUCGCGGGGACAUGGUGAAACCGUAAAAAUACUUAAAAAAACGGGGGCUGGUGUACCUACACAAAACGACGAUGGUGAUACGCCUCUACAUCUAGCAGCAUCGCGAGGACAUAGUGAGACAGUGGAACUGCUUCUAGACAAGGAGGCUGAUGUAUCUUCACAAAACGAAAAUGGUGAUACUCCUCUACAUCUAGCAGCAUCGCGUGGACAUGGUGAGACAGUGGAACUACUUCUAGAUAAGGAGGCUGAAUUAUCUACACAAAACAAUAAUGGUGAUACUCCUCUACAUCUAGCAGCACAUUGGGAUCAUAGUCAGACAGUGGAACUACUUCUGGACAAGGAGGCUGAUGUAUCUUCACAAAACAAAACUGGUGAUUCUCCUCUACAUCUAGCAGCAUCGCGGGGACAUGGUGAGACUGUAAAAUUACUUCUAGACAAGGGGGCAGAUGUACCUACAAAAAACAAAGAUGGCGAUACUCCCCUACACGUCGCAGCACAUUGGGGACAUAGCGAGACAGUGGAACUAAUUCUAGCUAAAGAGACUGAAGUAUCUUCACAAAACAAAGAUGUUGAUACUCCUCUGCACCUAGCAUCGCGGGGACAUAGUGAGACAGUGAAACUACUUCUAUCUGCACAAAACAAAGAUGGUGAUACUCCUCUGCACCCAGCAGCAUCGCGGAGACAUAGUGAACCAGUGAAACUAGUUCUAUCUGCACAAAACAAAGAUGGGUAUACUCCUCUAAACCUAGCAGCAUCGCGGGGACAUAGUGAGACAGUAAAACUGCUUCUAGACAAUGAGGCAGAUGUAUCUGCACGAAACAAAGAUGGCAAUACUUCUCUACACCUAGCAUCAUCGCGGGGACAUAGUGAGACAGUAAAACUACUUCUAUCUGCACAAAACAAAGGUGAUGAUACUCCUCUACACCUAGCAGCAUCGCGGAGACAUAGCGAGACAGUGAAACUACUUUUAUCUGCACAAAACAAAGAUGGUGAUACUCCUCUACACCUAGCAGCAUCGCGGGGACAUAGUGAGACAGUGAAACUACUUCUAUCUGCACAAAACAAAGAUGGUGAUACUCCUCUACACCUAGCAGCAUCGCGGGGACAUAGUGAGACAGUGAAACUACUUCUAUCUGCACAAAACAAGGAUGUUGAUACUCCUCUACACCUAGCAGCAUCGCGGGGACAUAGUGAGACAGUAAAACUUCUUCUAGACAAGGAGGCAAAUGUAUAUGCACGAAACAAAGAUGGCAAUACUUCUCUACACCUAGCAGCAUCGCGGGGACAUAGUGAGACAGUGAAACUACUUCUAUCUGCACAAAACAAAGAUGGUGAUACUCCGAUACACCUAGCAGCAUCGUGGAGACAUCGUGAGACAGUGAAACUAGUUCUAUCUUCACAAAACAAAGAUGGGUAUACUCCUCUAAACCUAGCAGCAUCGCGGGGACAUAGUGAGACAGUAAAACUGCUUCUAGACAAUGAGGCAGAUGUAUCUGCACGAAACAAAGAUGGCAAUACUUCUCUACACCUAGCAUCAUCGCGGGGACAUAGUGAGACAGUGAAACUACUUCUAUCUGCACAAAACAGAGAUGGUGAUACUCCUCUACAACCAGCAGAAUCGUGGGGACAUCGUGAGACAGUGAAACUACUUCUAUCUGCACAAAACAGAGAUGGUGAUACUCCUCUACAACCAGCAGCAUCGCGGGGACAUAGUGAGACAGUGAAACUGCUUCUAGACAAGGAGGCAAAUGUAUAUGCACGGAACAAAGAUGGCAAUACUCCUCUACACCUAGCAGCAUCGCGGGGACAUCAUGAGACAGUAAAACUACUUCUAGGCAAGAAGGCAGGUGUAUCUUCACAAAACAAAGAUGGUGAUACUCCUCUGCACCCAGCAGCAUCGCGGAGACAUAGUGAAACAGUGAAACUACUUCUAUCUGCUCAAAACAAAGAUGGUGAUACUCCUCUACACCAAUCAGCAUCAUGGGGACAUAGUGAGACCGUAAAACUCCUUCUAGACAAGGAGGCAGAUGUAUUUGCACGAAACAAAGAUGGCAAUACUUCUCUACACCUGGCAGCAUCGCGGGGACAUAGUCAGACAGUGGAACAAAUUCUAGACAAGAAGGCUGAUGUAUUGUCACCAAACAAAGAUGACAAUACUUCUCUACACCUAGCAGCAUCGCGGGGACAUAGUGAGACCGUAAAACUACUUCUAGACAAGGAGGAAGAUGUAUCCGCACCAAACAAAGAUGGCAAUACAUCUCUACACCUAGCAGCAUCACGGGGACAUAGUGAGACCGUUAAACUACUUCUAGACAAGAAGGCUGGUGUAUCUUCACAAAACAAAGAUGGUGAUACUCCUCUACACCUAGCAGCAUCAUGGGGACAUAGUGAGACUGUAAAACUCCUUCUAGACAAGGAGGCAGAUGUAUUUGCACGAAACAAAGAUGGCAAUACUUCUCUACACCUAGCAACAUCGCGGGGACAUAGUCAGACAGUGGAACAAAUUCUAGACAAGAAGGCUGAUGUAUUGACACCAAACAAAGAUGACAAUACAUCUCUACACCUAGCAGCAUCGCGGGGACAUAGUGAGACCGUAAAACUACUUCUAGACAAGGAGGAACAUGUAUCUGCACCAAACAAAGAUGGCAAUACUUCUCUACACCUAGCAGCAUCGCGGGGACAUAGUGAGACCGUUAAACUACUUCUGGAAAAGAUGGCUGGUGUAUCUGCACCAAACAAAGAUGGUGAUACCCCUCUACACCUAGCAGCAUCGCGGGGACAUCAUGAGACAGUAAAACUACUUCUGGACAAGAAGGCUGGUGUAUCUGCACGAAACAAAGAUGGUGAUACCCCUCUACACCUAGCAGCAUCGCGGGGACAUCAUGAGACAGUAAAACUACUUCUGGACAAGAAGGCUGGUGUAUCUGCACGAAACAAAGAUGGUGAUACCCCUCUACACCUAGCAGCAUCGCGGGGACAUAGUGACACAGCAAUACUACUUCUAUCUACGAAACACAAAUGUGGUAAUACUCUUCUGCGCCUAGCAGCAUCGUGGGGACAUAGUCAGACAGUAAAACUACUUCUUACUACAAAAAAUAAAGGUGGUAAUACUCCUCUACACCUAGCAGCGUUCUGGGGACAAAAUGAGACAUUGAAACUACUUCUAGACAAGGAAGCUGUUGUAUCUGCACACAGCAAUGAUGGUGAUACCCCAUUACAUCUAGCAGCAUCGCAGGGAAAAAGUGAGACAGUAAAGCUACUUCUAUCAUCACAGAACAAAGAUGGCAAUACUCUUCUACACCUAGGAGCAUCGCGGGGACAAAUUGAGACAGUGAAAGGACUCCUGGAUGAGGGGGCUUGCAUAUCCACACAAAACAAAGAUGGUAAAACUCCUCUAAACCUAGCAACAUCGCAGGGACGUAGCGAGAUAGCAAAACUGCUUCUAGACGAGGAGGCUAAUGUAUCUUCACAAAACAAAGAUGGCGAUACUCUUCUACACCUAGCAGCAUCACGGGACAUCGUGAGACAGUAAAACUACUUCUAGACAAGGGUUUGGGGGGUGGCAGAUAUAUCCAUGUAAAACAAAAAUGAUGACACUUCUCUACCCCUAGCAGCAUGGUGAGACAGCAAACGACUCCUAGACUCCGAGCUGAAGGAUGAAAUCCCUGUCAAUAUCCUGUCUCCAAGCUGUGUAAAACAAUUCCUCCUGUCAGUAAGUGGGUGGGUACAAUUGAUGAUACAUUGACUGCAUGAAUGCAAGGAGAAAGUUACUUACUAAGAAGCCGCCAGAAGCUUCGUAUUACCCGCCCUACAAGGGAGAUAACUGAUCUGUCUCCUCUACCUCAGACAAUAGCUCAAAUCAUGCCUGCGGCUCAUAUUCCAUGACUUAUCGACCAUGUGCAUAUAAGUUCCGGCAGAAUCUUUGCUACUAACUUUUGUUUCAUUUUGAGGUGCAGGUUUGGUAUACUUUCACACUGACAUUUGUUCCGGUCACACAAGAUUUUCAUACACAUAUGUUCUACCUUGUGGAACUGUCAAGUGUCUAAAAGCGCGAUUUUUCUUGGGCUAUACUAAAAACUGGGCCCUGGUUCUUUUGGGGAGGGGGCGGGGAGGGAUAGAGAAGGGAUGCAUGAAUUUAAAGCAUGGAACAAAUACUUGCAAUAUAUUUGUUCCGAUCAGAACAAAUGCUCUGUGUGUGAAAGUUCUUAUUUGACAUUUCCGUUUACAUUUU
This is a messenger RNA of Haliotis rufescens (red abalone), 7275 nucleotides long. RefSeq lists its product as uncharacterized. The record is from RefSeq and is a predicted model, not a curated record. Gene Ontology annotation, molecular function: protein binding. Bases 1 to 6576 code for a protein of 2191 amino acids. The transcript has 4 exons. Lineage: Eukaryota; Metazoa; Mollusca; Gastropoda; Lepetellida; Haliotidae. Gene Ontology annotation, biological process: protein localization to ciliary inversin compartment. Gene Ontology annotation, cellular component: ciliary inversin compartment.